CCUUAUGGAUGCUCUGAGUGUGGGAAAUGCUUCAUUGAUAGUUCAACCCUCAUCUCACAUCGUCGAAUCCACACAGGAGAGCGGCCCUACACAUGCUCUGAGUGUGGGAAAAGCUUUUGUUGGCACUCACAGCUUAUCACACAUAUUAGAAUCCACACAGGAGAGAGACCCUACACAUGCUCUGAGUGUGGGAAAAGCUUUUGUUGGCACUCACACCUUAUCACUCAUUGUAGAAUCCACACAGGAGAGACGCCCUACACAUGCUCUGAAUGUGGGAAAAGCUUUAAUCAGCACUCACAGCUUAUCACACAUAUUAGAAUCCACACAGGAGAGAGACCCUACACAUGCUCUGAGUGCGGGAAAAGCUUCAGUCGGAGCUCACACCUUAUCACGCAUCAGACAAUCCACACGGGUGAGAAACCUUAUGGAUGCGCUGAGUGCGGGAAACGCUUCAAUCGGCACUCACACCUUAUCACACAUAGAAGAAUCCACACUGGGGCGAAACCUUAUGGAUGCUCUGAGUGCGGGAAACGAUUCACUGAUAGUUCAGCCCUCAUCUCACACCAGCGAAUCCACACAGGAGAGACGCCCUACACAUGCUCUGAGUGUGGGAAAAGCUUCAAUCAGCGCUCACACCUUACCACACAUCAGACAAUCCACACAGGUGAGAAACCUUAUGGAUGCUCCGAGUGUGGAAUACGCUUCAAUCGGAGCUCACAGCUUAUCACCCAUCGAAGAAUCCACACAGGAGAGAAACCCUACACGUGCUCUGAGUGUGGGAAAUGCUUCAAUCGGAGCUCAAACCUUAUUAGACAUCAGCGAAUCCACACAGGAGAAGUGCCCCACACAUGCUCAGAGUGCAGGAAAAGCUUUAAUCAGAGCUCAGACCUUAUCAGACAUCGUAGAAUCCACACAGGAGAGACGCCCUACACAUGCUCUGAGUGCGGGAAAAGCUUCAAUCGGAGCUCAAACCUUAUCAGACAUAGGAAAAUCCACACAGGAGAAAGGCCCUACACAUGCUCUGAGUGUGGGAAAAGCUUCAAUCGCCCCUCUGCCCUUAUCACACAUCGAAGAAUCCACACAGGAGAAAGGCCUUACACAUGCUCAGAGUGCGGGAAAAUCUUUAGUCAGAGCUCUGCCCUGAACACACAUCGUAGAAUCCACACAGGAGAGAAGCCAUACACGUGCUCUGAGUGCGGGAAAAGCUUCAAUCAGAGCUCAAACCUUAUCAAACAUAGGAAAAUCCACAUGGGU
Messenger RNA from Mauremys reevesii (Reeves's turtle), 1254 nucleotides. Its product is annotated as zinc finger protein 271-like. Gene Ontology annotation, cellular component: nucleus. NCBI's taxonomy places the organism in Eukaryota, Metazoa, Chordata, Testudines, Geoemydidae. The transcript is spliced from 2 exons. The record is from RefSeq and is a predicted model, not a curated record. The annotation marks the transcript as partial.